AUGAAAGGCGAUUGCCCAUCACAUAUUUAUGUGCCUCCAUGUGGAUGUGCAUUACAUACUGCCCUUCAAACUCUUGUAUCUCUUCUCACUUGCAUGAUUUCUUUAGUUUGUCCAGGAGAUAUGCUUAUUUGCAAAAUUUUCUUUUAUGCCUCGUAUUUUUUGCAGAUUAUAGACGACUGUGACACACGGAUGGGAGACACCGUUGAAGAAUUGGUAGAGAUGGUGGUACAGGUGCUACCCCCUCCAACAAUCCAAAUGGAAUCCAUUGAGGUAAUUGGCCAAGACAAGGAAGAAAAUCCGGAGGAGCGACAAAUGGAUGCAAGUUGA
Messenger RNA from Ilex paraguariensis (yerba mate), 327 nucleotides. The record is from the annotation of a GenBank genome assembly. NCBI's taxonomy places the organism in Eukaryota, Viridiplantae, Streptophyta, Magnoliopsida, Aquifoliales, Aquifoliaceae.